Terrapene triunguis (Three-toed box turtle) is the source of this 551-nucleotide messenger RNA. Its product is annotated as rap guanine nucleotide exchange factor 3-like. The record is from RefSeq and is a predicted model, not a curated record. Lineage: Eukaryota; Metazoa; Chordata; Testudines; Emydidae. Bases 12 to 551 code for a protein of 179 amino acids. Gene Ontology annotation, molecular function: 1-phosphatidylinositol-3-phosphate 5-kinase activity. The transcript is spliced from 5 exons. Gene Ontology annotation, biological process: intracellular signal transduction.
UCUUGAAGAAGAUGCACUUGUUCCGGAGCUACAGCUACCAGAUCCAGCUGGAGGGCGAGGCGGGCAGCCUGCCCAGGAUACAGGGCAUCCGAUGGACGCCGCUCCCUGACAGCGAAUCAGCCCCAGACUGCGGGCAGAGCCGUACGCAGGCACAUGCAGAGAAGGUUUGGAGAGCAGGGAGACUCCUGUACAGCCACCUCGUGAGCUCCUGUCCUGGCCUCAUCCGCGAUCACAAGUACCACCUCAGGCACCACAGGCAUUGUUGCUCCGGGAAGGAGCUGGUAGACUGGCUGCUCAGUGCAGGGCUGUCCAUCCAAACGCGGGGCCAGGCCAUUGGGGUUUGCCAAGUGCUGGUGGAUGGAGGAGUCCUGACUCAUGUGAAGCAGGAGUGGCAUUUCCAGGACAAGGAUGCCCAGUUUUACCGCUUUGCCGAGGGGGAGCUGACUCUGGAGCCUGGCACCUGGGACACUGAGGAGCUACUGGAGGCAUUGGCCUUUCUGGCCCAGCUGGGCCCUGAUGCGCUGCUCACCAUGGCCCUGCGCAAGCCGUGA